AUGGCUCAUAAACAUCCUGAAGACUUUUCAAAGAUUUUAGAUGACUUAAUUUCAGAAUUGGAAAUAAUCGAGAAAAGUGGCAUUGAAAUCUUUAGUCAAAUUACUCUUCUUGCAGCAAUCCAGCAUUUUGAAAGCCGUGCACGUUCUAAUGGAAUAACAAGCCUUUGUACAACUUCUGAUCAAGUUGAUGCAACUUCUACAACAAAUACACCUAUGACAAAACAAAGGCUAAGUACUAUGAUUGAUGAAAGAAAAUUAGCUGCGGAUGAAUUGUCUAAAGAAUCAAAACGUAUCGCCGAUAAUGCUAGAGCCGAAUUAUUAGGUUAA
Messenger RNA from Racocetra fulgida, 327 nucleotides. The record is from the annotation of a GenBank genome assembly. Lineage: Eukaryota; Fungi; Glomeromycota; Glomeromycetes; Diversisporales; Gigasporaceae.